Molecule: messenger RNA, 1152 nt
Organism: Cladophialophora yegresii CBS 114405
Lineage: Eukaryota; Fungi; Ascomycota; Eurotiomycetes; Chaetothyriales; Herpotrichiellaceae
Exons: 7
Coding region: 1-1152 (383 amino acids)
Source: RefSeq, a predicted model, not a curated record
AUGUCUACAUUCGCCCAAGACUCCGACUAUGCUUCCCAGGGCGGGCUGAGUCCCGAGACAAAGCAAGCGAGUCAAACCAAUGGCGUCGAGCCGACGACCUUGCAGCAGACCUUGGUCAAUAACGCUUCUGCCGCCGCCCAGACGAUUCAGCAGCAUCCAAUCACACAAAAUCUCGUCAAUGGCCCUGUCGCUCAAUCAGCAAGAAGCGAAGCAGCUGCCACAAAGUCCGAGUUCAGCAAUCUGGCCGGCUCUCGUUCAAAACCUGACUACACCGCUAGCAAUGCAAGCCUCCCUGCCCUCCAAAAGAUUGUCUUUGAUGUCGAAGGUUACUGUUCUUUUGGUGCGCCUCGAGAUAGGCUAACAUCAGCACAGGAUACCGAACUCACUCACUAUCAUUCAUUCUUCUACACCCUCCUUAGCUGGAAAAACAAACGCGCCACUGGCAUCACCUUCGCUUCCGCGAUUGCCUUCAUCUUCGCCGUCCGAUACCUCCCCAUCAUCCGAUAUGUGAUCAAGAUUACCUGGAUGAGUCUUGGUGUUGUCACCAUCGCGGAAGCCUCGAGCAAAGCUCUCAUGGGCUCUAGCGUGGCCAGCUCGCUCCGACCCCGACGAUACUACAAAAUUCCAAAGGAAACUCUCGAGGCAUCCCUCGAUGAUCUCGAGAACCUCAUCAAUUUCUUCGUCAUUGAGAUCCAGCGCAUUGUGUUUGCAGAGAACAUCCCGGUGACCGCAGUUGCUUUCUUGACUGCAUUCAUAACCUACUACCUCAUCAAGAUUGUUCCUUUCUGGGGCAUGGCCUUGAUUUCCACUUCCUUCAUCUUUCUCGCCCCAUUGAUCUAUCUCGAGAACAAGGAGUUCAUCGAUGCCCAACUGGAGCAUGCCGGCCACGUUAUUGGUCAACAAACCAACCAGAUCAAAGACCUUACUGCCCAGCACACAAGCAAGGGGCUUGAGUCUGUGAAGCAAUACACGGGAACCGCUGCUGCAAAAGCUCAAGAUUUGGUCGGAACCGCCCGUCAGAAGAUCCCGUCUCCUACCACAGGCAACACUCCGGUCAAGGAGAAUGACUUCCCGUCUGCGCCGCAGACCGAUCUUCCUGACACCAACGCCGAUGUUCUUCAGCGCGAGACCGAUCCCGUCCCUGCGUCUUAA